AUGAACAACUCUUCCUCUGCGCUCACUGUCACCACUCAACCAGAAUUCACACACGGGUAUCCUGUUUUAGUCACAUUCUACAUUGGUCCAACUAAUCAAAAAGGACGCCAUCCCGCAAUUGCACGUGAAACUUUGACUCCUAUUAUGAUCUUCAAGAAUACAUGGGCGGAACUCACUAAAACUCUUGGGCGUUUCUUCAACAAAAAUCUUCCACUGCUGAUUGUCGGUCGUGACAUUCGAGUGAAGGACAAUGAUGAUUUUAUUACUCGUAUGACGAAUUGUCGCUUUCUUCAUCGCGCAACGGGUUGCUAUCAUAUUCUUGUUAGGAUUUACCCGAUAAUGAUUUUCCACAAACUCUGUUUCCUCGCAUACUUUGUUUCCGUGGCGACAGCUACCAUCAAAUGCUCCGGACGACAUUCCUGCUAUGCCGAAUCGCCAGAAUGCGAUCCCAACACUGAUUGUCAAACCGUUCUCCGUUUCGAUCCAUCUGGAAAUGUGAACAUUUUCGUGCGCAAUAUGUCAGUCACCGACUACGUCUCCAUUGUCACCGAUCGAGACCUUCUCAACACAAUGGAGUUCUUCGUUUGUGUUCCGUUUGCUGGACAACGUCUUCGUGGAUUGGGACGAUUCGGACAGACUAUUCUGAUCAAUCAACAGAAUCUCACCAACGUUGUGGAACAAUUUGAAACCAAUUCUUUCCGAUGCGUGAUCAAUCAAGACGAACUCAAACCCGAGUUUUGGUUGAACAAAAAUUUCAUUGUUUCUCGAGGACGAUUCCAACAGUUUCUGAGAGUGAAUGAAGGUUGCAAGUUGUACAAAUUGGAGCACGAAGAAGACUUGGAGAGCGAACAGUUUUUCCCAACGGCUUAUAGAACACCGAAAGCAUUGAAGAAAACCGAAAUUGCGUCAACAAAGUUCGAAGAUGUCAUUGAAAUUUCUAAAAUGCUGCAGAAUGUGAAACAAAUGUUUGUGAAUGCUGUGAAGCAGGAGAAAAUGGACAAAGAGCAUCUUCAUAAGAAAUCCGGCUCGAAUGGUCACAAGCGUUAUUAUCCAAAGAGCGACUCUUAUGAAUCUGACAAGGAUACAAAGCAGAAUAAAGCAAAACUUAUCAGAGAAAGUGAUGAUAGUCGUCAGGACAAGUCUCGCGAUGUCAUUGUUUCAAAAGCAAGAAGCCAUAAAAAAUCUCACGAAACAAAAUCUCACAAGAACCAAACGAUUUCUAACAAAUCUGAAGAGGUUAUGAGCUCAAAAAUGAAGCCAGUUGCUAAUGAUGCCGAUUUGGAUACAAAAGUUUACGUUCGAAUGACUAAAAAGCAAAUGUACACGUUCAUUGAUGGGUUGGAAGAAGGAAAAUCUGCUGGAAACGAAACGGAUCUCUUGAAAUCCAAUGCAUCUACCUUAAACUCUGAAGUCGAGGAGCCAAGAAACAGUGCCACGGACGAUGAAAUCGUUUUUGUGUUGAUGACCAAACGUCAGAUGCAUACCAUGAUUGGCACGAAAGCCGAGCAUCAAGUCUCUGGUACCAAAAUGUUUGCCGAGAAACGCAACUACGCAAGCAGUGGAGUUCAUUUCGGGACAACUCUUCUUGUUCUGAGUGUUCUUCUGUUUCUGUAA
This is a messenger RNA of Caenorhabditis briggsae, 1614 nucleotides long. The record is from RefSeq and is a predicted model, not a curated record. NCBI's taxonomy places the organism in Eukaryota, Metazoa, Nematoda, Chromadorea, Rhabditida, Rhabditidae. Bases 1 to 1614 code for a protein of 537 amino acids. The transcript has 7 exons.